This is a messenger RNA of Numida meleagris (helmeted guineafowl), 983 nucleotides long. RefSeq names its product reticulon-2-like. The record is from RefSeq and is a predicted model, not a curated record. NCBI's taxonomy places the organism in Eukaryota, Metazoa, Chordata, Aves, Galliformes, Numididae.
GUGGGGCACUGGGACCAACUGGGGGCAACUGGGAGCAACUGGGGGCAACUGGGAGCAACUGGGACCCAUUGGAACCAAUGGGGUCUGGCACUGGGACCAGUAGGGUGACACCGAGGUGACAUUGGAUGGGGGGCACUGGGACCCACUGGGAUCAACUGGGACCAACUGGGAGGCACUGGGACCCAUUGGGGUGACCUGGAGGUGGGGCACUGGGACCAACUGGGGGCAACUGGGAUCAACUGGGACUAACUGGGACCCAUUGGAACCAAUGGAGCGUGGCACUGGGACCGGUAGGGUGAUACCGGGGUGACACCAGCUUGAGGGGCACUUGGGGGGCACUGGGACCCACUGGGACCCAUUGGGGUGACCUGGAACUGGGGCACUGGGAUCAACUGAGGGCAACUGGGAUCAACUGGGGGCAACUGGGAGCAACUGGGACCCAUUGGAACCAAUGGAGCGUGGCACUGGGAUCGGUAGGGUGAUACCGGGGUGACACCGGCUUGAGGGGCACUUGGGGGGCACUGGGACCCACUGGGACCCAUUGGGGUGACCUGGAGGUGGGGCACUGGGACCAACUGGGGGCAACUGGGAUCAACUGGGACCCAUUGAAACCAAUGGAGCGUGGCACUGGGACCAGUAGGGUCGCACGGGAUCGCUGACUCACUCGUGGGGCACCGGGACCCCCACUGUGACCCCCCCCCUCCCCCUUCUUCCCCCCAUCUUUGUCACCAGUGCGGGAGCUGCUGCUGUGGCGGUGGCCGUGCCGCUCGGCGCUGGCCUUACUGGGAACACUGGGAGCACUGGGGCUGGUGGCCCGGUACAGCGUGGUGGCGGUGGGAGCCUACGGAGCCUUGGCCGUGCUGGGCGUCACCGUUCCCAUGAAGCUCCACCAGGUGGCGCUGCGGGCGCUGGGACGGGGGAAGCCCGAGAGCGAGGUGUCAUCAGCGCCUUCACCUUCCCCGUGCUCUACCGGCACCGCCAGG